GCCUUUGACGUUUCUCCGCACUGGUCGUCGUUGGUGAGCGAACAUCAUCAUUUCGAGCCACGUCUAAACUCCGACUCGACGCAAAUUUUCAUCCCUAGUUUCGGUGCGGUGAUUUUUCACAAUAAUUCGCGUUCGCGGUCCAUGUCGGUGCAGUUUUUGGAAUUCGGCGGUACAAAAUAGUGUGUCUGAACGUGCGGAAAAGCUGCGAAAAUGCCACUGCGACUGGACAUCAAGAGGCGGCUGACGUCCCGCUCGGAUCGUGUCAAAUCGGUGGAUCUGCACCCGACGGAACCAUGGAUGCUGUGCGCCCUCUACAACGGCCACGUCCACGUCAUGAACUACGAGAACCAACAGCUGGUCAAAGACUUCGAAGUGUGCGACAUUCCGGUGCGCUGUGCCCGUUUUGUGGCCCGCAAGAACUGGAUCAUCACCGGUUCGGACGACAUGCAGGUCCGCGUCUUCAACUACAACACCCUGGAGAAGGUUCACUCGUUCGAAGCGCACACAGAUUACGUCCGGUGCAUUGCGGUCCACCCCACGCAGCCCCUCAUCCUGACCAGCAGCGACGACAUGCUAAUCAAGCUGUGGAACUGGGAAAAGAUGUGGUCCAUGCAGCGGGUCUUCGAAGGCCACACCCACUACGUGAUGCAGAUCGUGUUCAACCCGAAGGAUAACAACACAUUUGCCAGCGCUUCGCUGGAUCGCACCGUCAAGGUGUGGCAACUGGGAUCAAAUGUGCCCAAUUUCACCCUCGAGGGCCACGAAAAGGGCGUCAACUGUGUGGAUUACUACCACGGGGGCGAUAAGCCCUACUUGAUAUCCGGUGCCGACGAUCGGCUGGUCAAGAUCUGGGACUAUCAGAACAAAACGUGCGUGCAGACGUUGGAAGGGCACGCCCAGAACGUUUCGGCCGUGUCGUUCCACCCGGAGCUGCCAAUUGUGCUGACCGGGUCCGAGGAUGGCACCAUCCGGAUCUGGCACUCGGGCACCUAUCGGCUGGAGACGUCGCUCAACUACGGUUUCGAACGGGUGUGGACCAUUGCCUGCAUGCGGGGAACGAAUAAUGUGGCACUUGGCUACGACGAGGGUUCCAUCAUCAUCAAGGUCGGCCGGGAGGAACCGGCCAUGUCGAUGGAUGUCAACGGCGGCAAAAUCGUGUGGGCCCGACACUCGGAAAUGCAACAGGUCAACCUGAAAGCCCUGCCGGAGGGUACAGAAAUCAAGGACGGCGAGCGGCUUCCAGUGGCCGUCAAGGACAUGGGAGCCUGCGAAAUCUAUCCCCAGACAAUCGCUCACAAUCCCAACGGACGAUUCGUCGUCGUGUGCGGCGACGGCGAGUACAUCAUCUACACGUCGAUGGCCCUCCGCAACAAGGCCUUCGGCUCGGCGCAGGAGUUCGUGUGGGCCUCGGAGAACAGCGAGUACGCGGUGCGGGAGUCCAGCGGCACGGUUAAGUUGUUCCGGAACUUCAAGGAGCGGAAGAGCUUCACGCCGGACUACGGCGCCGAAGGAAUAUUCGGAGGACAACUGUUGGCAGUUAAAACGUCCUCCGGACUGUCGUUCUACGAUUGGGAGAAUCUCGAACUGAUCAGACGAAUUGAGGUUCAACCAAGACACGUCUUCUGGAACGAAGCCGGCACCCUGGUGUGCCUGGCCACCGAGGAUUCGUACUUCAUCCUGCAGGUCGACAUCGGCAUGAUCCAGAACGCCCUGGCCACCAAGCAGCAACUCAGCGAAGACGGCAUCGAGGAAGCGUUCGAUGUUCUCGGCGAAGUCAACGAAGCCGUCCGCACCGGUCUGUGGGUCGGGGACUGCUUCAUCUACACCAACUCGGUGAACCGGAUCAACUACUACGUCGGCGGCGAGAUCGUUACCAUUUCCCAUCUGGACCGCACCAUGUACUUGCUCGGAUACGUGCCCAAGGAUAAUCGCCUCUACCUCGGCGACAAGGAACUGAACGUGACCAGUUUCGCGCUGCUCCUGUCGGUGCUCGAGUACCAGACGGCCGUGAUGCGACGAGACUUCGAGACGGCCGACCGGGUCCUGCCGACCAUCCCCAAGGAGCACCGCACCCGGGUGGCCCAUUUCCUGGAGAAGCAAGGUUUCAAACAGCAGGCGCUGCAGGUUUCCACCGAUCCGGAGCACCGGUUCGAUCUGGCGCUGCAAAUCGGCGAUCUGGACACGGCCCUGGUGCUGGCUCGGGAAUCGGACAGCCCGCAGAAGUGGUCCCAGCUGGCCAGCAUCGCCACCAGCAAGAACAAAUUCGAUCUGGUGAAGGAGUGUCUUACCAAUGCGAACGACUUUGGAGGGCUGCUGCUGCUGGCGACCAGUUCCGGCGACGUCGACAUGCUGCGGAAUCUGGGCGAGAACGGCGUCUCGCAGGGCAAAUUCAACAUCUCCUUCCUGUCGAUGUUCCUGCUGGGCGAUCUGGAGAAGUGUUUGGAAAUUCUCAUCCAAACCAACCGGAUACCGGAAGCGGCGUUUUUCGCUAGAACCUACCUGCCGAACAAGGUGUCCUACGUGCUGGACAUCUGGCGAACGGAGCUGGCCAAGAUCAACGAGAAGGCCGGCCAAAGCCUGGCCGACCCGCAGCAGUACGAGAAUCUGUUCCCCGGUUUCUACGACUCGGUCAAGACGCAGCAGUUCCUGCUGCCGGAACGGUCAGCCCUGUUGCCGGCCCGGGCCGCCAUCGAUGUCCCACUGAACAUCGACCGAGAUCCGGUGGCAGAAAUGAAGCAAGCAGAAAACGAGGGACGGUUCGAUUACGAUCCGAGUGCCAGCAGCAGUGCGGAAGGAGCCGCUGUCGGCGCAACGCAGAGUAAACCCACAUCCAUCAGCACAAAGGACAGUACUGCGGUGUCGGUUACGCCCGGCCGUGGACCACCACUGGCUGAAAAUACCCCUGCCAGCCAACCAGUCGCUGCCGCCACCAACCCGAUCAAGCGAAAGAGCUCGCUCGACGACUUCGAAUCCGAGAUCGAAGCCCUCAAUCUGGACGAUAAUAUCGAUACUUCGGAUGUAAAUAUAGACGAUGACCUGUUGAGUGAUUGAACAGGACUGCGGCAAUAGAAGCGACAGAGAGCGAGACAGCAUUUUUCCCUUGCUGAGAUCAUCCCCCUUUUACUAGGCGAUAGGAGAGUAUAUAGAAGUUUAUAGUAAUUAAAUCUAAUGGAAGAAAAUUAUGUUAAGGAAAGUAUAAAAAAAGAAAAAGGCAAAGAUUCAAAAAACUGAAUAAAUUGCGAAGCAAAACAAACUGAAAACCCAACUUCUGUGCAACAAUUUAAAAUGCACGUGUAUGUGAUGGAUGAUACAGAAGAUCACACGGAGCAGAUCAAGUAUUGCAGAAUAUAACUAGGAUUCCUCUUCUGUUCCGUUGACUACAUUUCUAGAUAAUGUUAGGUAAUUUUCUUGAUUUUCCAAACGAUUCGUAAAUCCCGAAGCUGCGCACGGCAUGAUUAAAACUUGUUUUGUGUGUAUGAUUGAAUGAGAGCUAGAUAGAGUGUGAUCGACGAGGAAGCGAACCAUGUUGCUAAUUUUUUUCAAUUGCUGUCUGAAGGGAUUAUUUUCCGAUAUGUUAUCUAGCAAUCGGACGGCCGAUUGAUUAUUACGAUUCUACUGAGUUACUUUAUUGGACACGACGUAUAUAGCUUCUACUUAUUAACGAUGGAUACAUUGAUUGGCUAGUUCUUCUCUUUGUUGUACACCCUAAACUAUUGGACAUCUCUUGGGACUCCACUGAAAAGAAACAAAAAAAAAUACAGAAAAGAUAAAUAGUUUACUGAAAGGAAAGGAAAUCCAGGCGAUGCUACUAAUAUAAGAAAAAUCAGUAUAUUAC
Aedes aegypti (yellow fever mosquito) is the source of this 3835-nucleotide messenger RNA. RefSeq names its product coatomer subunit beta' (gene beta'COP). Gene Ontology annotation, molecular function: structural molecule activity; protein binding. Gene Ontology annotation, cellular component: COPI vesicle coat. Bases 211 to 3051 code for a protein of 946 amino acids. The record is from RefSeq and is a predicted model, not a curated record. Gene Ontology annotation, biological process: intracellular protein transport; retrograde vesicle-mediated transport, Golgi to endoplasmic reticulum; intra-Golgi vesicle-mediated transport. The transcript has 14 exons. Lineage: Eukaryota; Metazoa; Arthropoda; Insecta; Diptera; Culicidae.